Salvelinus fontinalis (brook trout) is the source of this 1548-nucleotide messenger RNA. It is a transcript of the gene alg14, whose product is annotated as ALG14 UDP-N-acetylglucosaminyltransferase subunit. Gene Ontology annotation, biological process: dolichol-linked oligosaccharide biosynthetic process. The record is from RefSeq and is a predicted model, not a curated record. The coding region runs from base 43 to 693 and encodes 216 amino acids. NCBI's taxonomy places the organism in Eukaryota, Metazoa, Chordata, Actinopteri, Salmoniformes, Salmonidae. Gene Ontology annotation, cellular component: UDP-N-acetylglucosamine transferase complex. The transcript is spliced from 4 exons.
CUCCGCUCCAACUGGUCCAAACGAGUGUCCGUAGUAGCAAUCAUGGCAGUGUUGUUAGGACUAUUCACAGGACUUUGUUUUACAGUGAUUUGUGUUAUAGUGCGGCUUCUGAUUGUGAUUCGUUCUGGAUCAAAAUGUAAACCUGGAGAGAAAGGUUCCGUUUGCGUGCUUGUCGUUGCUGGAUCAGGGGGACACACCACUGAGAUCCUGCGUCUGAUGGAGAGUCUCUCUCAGUCCUACAGCCCAAGACACUAUAUAAUCGCAGACACAGACAAGAUGAGUGAAGACAAGAUACGCAUCUUUGAAAACGCAAAGAAAGACACUGGUUCAAAAGGCCAGUUUACCAUCCAGCGGAUCCCUCGAAGCCGUGAGGUGCUUCAAUCCUGGAGUUCCUCUGUGAUCUCCACUCUGAACGCCCUGCUCUACGCCGUUCCUCUGGUGUUCAGGCUCAGGCCAGACGUGGUGCUGUGUAACGGCCCUGGGACCUGCGUCCCUCUGUGCGCGGCAGGACUUCUCCUGGGCCUCCUGGGAUUGAAGAGAGUCCUGCUUGUCUACGUUGAGAGCAUCUGCAGAGUGGAGAGCCUAUCCCUGUCCGGGAAGAUCCUCUAUCACGUCUCAGACUACUUCUUUGUGCAGUGGUCCACCCUGAAAGACAAAUACCCCAAAUCAAUUUACCUCGGGAGAAUAGUCUGACUCUGGGAGGAUAGUCUGACUCUGGGAGGAUAGUCUGACUCUGGGAGGAUAGUCUGACUCUGGGAGGAUAGUCUGACUCUGGGAGGAUAGUCUGACUCUGGGAGGAUAGUCUGACUCUGGGAGGAUAGUCUGACUCUGGGAGGAUAGUCUGACUCUGGGAGGAUAGUCUGACUCUGGGAGGAUAGUCUGACUCUGGGAGGAUAGUCUGACUCUGGGAGGAUAGUCUGACUCUGGGAGGAUAGUCUGACUCUGGGAGGAUAGUCUGACUCUGGGAGGAUAGUCUGACUCUGGGAGGAUAGUCUGACUCGGGGAGGAUAGUCUGACUCGGGGAGGAUAGUCUGACUCUGGGAGGAUAGUCUGACUCGGGGAGGAUAGUCUGACUCGGGGAGGAUAGUCUGACUCGGGGAGGAUAGUCUGACUCGGGGAGGAUAGUCUGACUCGGGGAGGAUAGUCUGACUCGGGGAGGAUAGUCUGACUCGGGGAGGAUAGUCUGACUGUGGAUAGAUUAUCUGGGGUGGAAAAAAGACUACCUUUUUGUCUUUACUGAUACUAUUUCAGCGUGUUACAAAUGGGAACACUUUGUUCAGAUAGAUCAUGUUUAAUAGUGUGUCUGCUUGAUGGACUGUGAUGUAUAUUUUUCUACAAACUCUGGAACAUCGAGCUCUAUACAUAAUAACUACGUAAAGAUGUUCUGGACCACUUCAAUGUGUUAUGAAAUUGGUGUUUUUAUUAUAUGGUGCCGUGUACAGUUUAAAGAAAUACUAACUGGUAAUCAUACCUGAUAUGUAGCUGCUGUAUAUCUGACUUGAGUGAGGUGUUGGUGUAACUACCAUGUGAAUAAAUUACAUUACCUAA